AUGACUACAGCUAUCCCCUUCCCUUUGCGUGUGGAUCCUCAUCUCAAAGACGAAGGAAAGCCUAAACAAUUUCAGCCCAAUCUCAAUGUCAAGUUGAUUUGUCCUGACUGUAGAGUCGAGCCUCCAUCCAUUGUAGAGGAAUUCGCCUCGGGUGACCUUGUUUGUGGAGAUUGUGGGCUCGUUCUUGGUGAUCGUAUCAUCGAUACGAGAUCAGAAUGGAGAACUUUCGCAAACGAUGAAGGCGAUGAUCCUUCUCGUGUAGGUGCCGCAGCGAAUCCACUGCUUGAUGGCAAUCAGUUGGACACUGUGAUUUCUCGCAGAGACGGUGGUUCUGGUACAGCAAAGGACUUGAAUAAAGUGCAUGGUCGUGCCACUGCUGUCAAGGGCGAGCGUAAUCUUGUGCAAGCCUACAAGGAGAUCAGUGCCAUGUGUGAUUCCAUCUCUCUCUCUAAAAUUGUCAGCGAUACUGCCAAACAACUUUACAAGCGAGUCGAGGAUGAAAAGCUGCUCCGGGGUAAAUCCAGUGAUGCCAUCAUCGCUGCCUGCAUCUUUAUUGCUUGUCGUCAGGAGAAGGUGGGCCGUACCUUCCGAGAAAUUUGCGCAUUGACUCGUGUCCCAAAGAAAGAGAUUGGCCGUUGUUAUAAAUCACUCCAAUCCAAGUUGCAAACCAACACCACCAUCAUGAACUCUGAGGAUUUGAUGCUUCGUUUCUGCUCCAACCUUCAAUUGCCCAACUAUGUUCAAAAGGCAGGCAUUGAUUUGGUCAAACAGGCUAAAGAGGUCGGCACACUUGCAGGCAAGUCCCCCAUUUCUGUCGCUGCUGCUUGCAUUUACUUGGUCUCGUACCUCUACCGUCAACCCAAGUCUACCCGCGAUAUUGCUCAUGUCGCUGGCGUAUCUGAAGUAACCAUUAAAAGUGCCUACAAGACGCUCUAUGCUGAGAAGGAUAGUUUGGUUGAUUUGGAAGCUUUGAGAGCCAAACCUCAUGGUGAAGGUUUGAGUUUUGAAGAUCUUGCUUUGCCUUAA
Molecule: messenger RNA, 1026 nt
Organism: Mucor velutinosus
Lineage: Eukaryota; Fungi; Mucoromycota; Mucoromycetes; Mucorales; Mucoraceae
Exons: 2
Coding region: 1-1026 (341 amino acids)
Biological process (GO): transcription preinitiation complex assembly; transcription initiation at RNA polymerase II promoter
Cellular component (GO): transcription preinitiation complex; nucleus
Molecular function (GO): TBP-class protein binding; RNA polymerase II general transcription initiation factor activity
Source: RefSeq, a predicted model, not a curated record